AUGAGACUUCUCUGUCUACUGCAGCUGGUCUGCUUGGCUAGUUGUAGUGGCUCCAGAACGAGAGACUGGGCUCAUCAUGGUGCCCCCAUGUUUGCCGACCUCACAGUACGUGAGAUGAAAGCUGUCCGGGCGUACCUGCAUGGUAUCCCAGAGCUGGAUCUCACUGAUGCUCGUAGCAAGACUCUGAUGAAGAACAGCAUCCUCCUGAUGGAACUCCAUCUGCCGAGGAAGCAUGAAGCCCUGAGAGUUCUGGACCGUGGACAGGCCAAACCCCCACGUCAAGCCCGUGUAAUCGUCCAGUUGGGUAACCAGACCAAUCCUAACAUCACCGAGUACAUUGUCAGUCCUCUGCCAUCCCCAAACUCCCACGAAGUCAAGACGUUCAAAGGGGAUAGGCCUAUCCGUUUUGAGUCAAGGCCUAUUACCUCUGCAGAGUAUGAACAUGUAACUGACAUCCUCAAGAAGAUCACAAACAAAGCUCACAAGCUCCUGCUCGAGACCACAGGAGGGUUUUCUUUCACUAACUGCUCAGACCGCUGCCUGACAUUCUCAGACAUAGCCCCCCGUGGACUGGGUCCAGGUGAGAGGAGAACCUGGAUCAUGUUGCAGAAGUUUGUGGAGGGUUAUUUCAUCCACCCAGUUGGAUUUGAGGUGAUGAUCAACCACCGGGACCUGAAUCCAGAAAAGUGGACUGUCGAGAAGGUCUGGUACAACAGCAUGUACUUUGACAGCGUUGAGGAUCUGGUAGAAAAGUAUGAAUCAGGUGGUGUAGAGAAGGUCAAACUGCCCGAUCAUGACGAUAAUGACCUCUACUCCACUUACAUCCCGCGGGGACAAAGCAGUACACCCACUGAUAUCCACGGGCCAAAGCUUGUUGAGCCUCAGGGGCAUCGCUAUUUUGUUGACCGCAACUUUGUCGAAUAUGCCGGAUGGUCUUUCGCCUACAGAGUCCGUUCAUCAGCUGGGCUUCAAGUCUUUGACCUCCGUUUUAAUGGAGAAAGAAUUGCCUAUGAGAUCAGCCUCCAAGAAGCUAUUGCCUUCUAUUCUGGUGAUACCCCCGCUGCCAUGCAAACAAAGUACAUUGACGCUGGCUGGGCAAUGGGAAGCUCAUCCUACGAGCUGGCGCCUGGAAUCGACUGUCCAGAAAUUGCCACCUUUGUUGACCUUUACCACUACUUUGACACGGACAAACCUGUGCACCACAAAAAUGCACUCUGCAUUUUUGAGAUGACCACUGCAAUGCCUUUGAGAAGGCAUUUCAAUUCCAACUACAAAGGAGGAUACAACUUCUACGGGGGGCUGGAAAACACUGUGCUGGUGCUGCGGACAACUUCAACGGUUUACAACUAUGAUUACAUCUGGGACUUUGUCUUCUACCAGAAUGGGGUGGUGGAGGUGAAGGUCAGCGCUACAGGAUACAUCCAUGCCACUUUUUUUACACCUAACGGACUUCACUACGGUACCAGGGUGUACAACUAUGUGCUGGGAAACCUGCACACACACCUCAUCCAUUAUAAAGUGGACCUGGAUAUUGUGGGUCGAGAGAACAGCUUUGAGUCGUUGGAUUUGAAGUAUGUCAACUUCACAAAUCCCUGGAGCCCGGAUCAUUUCGUCGUCCAGUCUAAACUCCACCGGACAGAGCGCAAGACCGAGCGAUCUGCCGCUUUCUCCUUCAACAAAAAGUUCCCCCGCUAUGUGCACUUUUACAACCCCAAUGAGAAAAAUAAAUGGGGGAACCAGAAGGGUUACCGUAUUCAGUUCAACUCACAUGCCCACAGUGUCCUUCCAAGAGGCUGGAGAGAGGAAAAAGGCAUCAGUUGGUCAAGGUAUCCUCUGGCUGUGACCCGCCAUAAAGAUAGUGAAGCGACCAGCAGCAGCAUUUUCGCCCAGAAUGACCCUUGGGAACCAGUUGUGUCUUUUGAGGACUACAUCCGCAACAAUGAAGACAUAGUCAACCAGGACCUGGUAGCCUGGGUGACGGUGGGAUUCCUGCAUGUGCCUCACUCAGAAGACAUCCCCAACACGGCUACGCCUGGCAACGCGGUGGGCUUCUUCCUCCGGCCAUUCAACUUCUUCGACGAAGACCCUUCGGUGGCGUCGAGAAGCACCGUCAUUGUCCGGCCGGGACCGGACGGCAAGUCCAAGGUCCAGAGAUGGACACCUGAGGUCGUAGGUCACUGUUUGACAGACAAGCCAUUCACGUACAAUGGCACAUAUGCAGGAGUCUAA
Messenger RNA from Cyclopterus lumpus (lumpfish), 2229 nucleotides. It is a transcript of the gene aoc1, whose product is annotated as amine oxidase copper containing 1. The transcript is spliced from 4 exons. Lineage: Eukaryota; Metazoa; Chordata; Actinopteri; Perciformes; Cyclopteridae. Gene Ontology annotation, molecular function: diamine oxidase activity; quinone binding; copper ion binding. Bases 1 to 2229 code for a protein of 742 amino acids. Gene Ontology annotation, biological process: amine metabolic process; response to antibiotic. The record is from RefSeq and is a predicted model, not a curated record. Gene Ontology annotation, cellular component: plasma membrane.